CAUCCUUCAACCCCUCCCGGGGAUAUACUGGGAGCAGCUCUUUCCUCCCCUCCUCUCCUGCUUCCUCGCCUUCCCUCCUCCAAGUCCUUCCAGCCCCCAGCAGCUGCUGGAGGAGGCGGUCGCAGCACAGCCUCCGCCUCUGAAGCAGUGACUGUCCCGAAAGAGGCUGGAGGCAGCACUACUCCCGGAGGCUGGACCACGCGUGAGCAUCCUCAAGGCUCCCAGGUCCGGAGCGCCUAGAUCUGGCGGCGCUCGCCAGCAGGAGCUGGACGCUAGAUCUCUCCGGGGCGGCCCCUCCCGGGUGGCCACGGCCUCAGCUCAGCCCCUCCCUCUUCCCUUGCUUCUUCUCUUCGCCCUCCUCCUCGCUCCCUCACCACGUAGGAGUUCCCAUUCUCCACCCAAGCCGUCCUGCCUUCCCCCUUUCCUUCCUUUUGGAAACCAGAGACUCCGAGGGAGGCGACCAGGCUGCGGAGGAGAGGGCCGGCUCACAAAGUGCUGCUUUGACACAUCCUUAGGAUGGAAGUUAAGUGAAAACAGAACCACACAAAACAAAACUCCGCGAAGUGUUGCUGCUACGGAGGAGACCAAGGGGAGAGAAAACCCGGUGGGCAGGUCAAUGGUUGCUCCGCAGCGCGUUGGCAAGUUUGUGGAACACUUUCUAGGAAUUAGGUCUUUUUGGUACCCCCAUCAUCUUCUUGACUUCCGAAGAAAGAAGUUGUGUUUGGAUUGCAAUGGAGUCUAAAGAGACAGGGCUAGGCGCACGUGAAUAGUCCCGCCAGCUGGGCUGAAUUUGUGGGAAUUUAGGAAGCCAGCCUGUGGAAGUGCAGCGGCUCUGGAGUCCCCUGGGUUCAUUCGGAUGGCACCUAAAGCGUCCCAUAUCAGAUCUCUUCACCAACAGCUUCCGAUGUUGCCAUUUUGCUCUUCUUGACCUUAAUUAAUCUCUAGGAAAGUCUAAACUUCGGACCUACCUCUUUUUUUGAUACUUAUUUUUGUACUUCUGCUCUCUGGGAUUGGUUUAUUAAACAACCUGGAUCCUUUUUCAUAUAUCACAAUGAAUCCUCUGAUGUUUACACUACUAUUGCUCUUUGGAUUUCUCUGCAAUCGGAUUGAUGGAUCUCGUCUUCGUCAAGAAGACUUUCCCCCCAGGAUCGUAGAACACCCUUCUGACGUCAUCGUCUCCAAGGGAGAGCCCACCACUCUGAACUGUAAAGCAGAGGGCCGGCCCACUCCCACCAUUGAAUGGUACAAGGAUGGUGAGAGGGUGGAGACAGACAAGGAUGACCCCAGGUCCCACAGGAUGCUUCUGCCCAGCGGAUCCUUAUUCUUCUUGCGAAUUGUUCACGGGCGCAGAAGUAAACCGGAUGAAGGGAGUUACGUUUGUGUUGCAAGGAACUAUCUUGGUGAAGCAGUGAGUCGAAAUGCAUCUCUGGAAGUGGCAUUAUUGCGAGAUGACUUCCGGCAAAACCCCACAGAUGUGGUAGUUGCAGCUGGAGAGCCUGCAAUCUUGGAGUGCCAGCCACCACGGGGACACCCAGAACCAACCAUCUACUGGAAAAAGGACAAAGUCCGAAUUGAUGACAAGGAAGAGAGAAUAAGUAUCCGUGGUGGGAAGUUGAUGAUCUCCAAUACUAGGAAAAGCGAUGCUGGCAUGUACACCUGUGUAGGAACCAAUAUGGUGGGAGAAAGGGACAGCGACCCUGCAGAGCUCACUGUCUUUGAACGACCCACAUUUCUCAGGAGGCCAAUUAACCAGGUGGUGCUAGAAGAAGAGGCUGUAGAAUUCCGUUGUCAGGUCCAAGGAGAUCCCCAGCCAACGGUGAGGUGGAAAAAAGAUGAUGCAGACUUGCCAAGAGGAAGGUACGAUAUCAAAGACGACUCUACCCUGAGAAUUAAAAAGGCCAUGAGUACAGAUGAAGGUACCUAUGUGUGUAUUGCUGAGAAUCGGGUAGGAAAAUUGGAAACUUCUGCUACCCUCACUGUCCGAGUUCGCCCUGUUGCUCCUCCACAGUUUGUGGUUAGGCCAAGAGAUCAGAUCGUUGCUCAGGGCCGGACAGUGACAUUCCCCUGUGAAACUAAAGGAAACCCACAGCCAGCUGUUUUUUGGCAGAAAGAAGGCAGCCAGAACCUACUUUUCCCGAAUCAACCUCAGCAGCCCAACAGCCGGUGUUCAGUGUCGCCCACAGGGGACCUCACCAUCACGAACAUUCAGCGUUCAGAUGCGGGUUACUACAUCUGCCAGGCCCUAACGGUGGCAGGAAGCAUUUUAGCUAAAGCACAGCUGGAAGUUACUGACGUUUUGACAGAUAGACCUCCACCCAUAAUCUUGCAAGGACCAAUAAACCAAACACUUGCAGUAGACGGUACAGCACUGCUGAAAUGUAAAGCCACUGGUGAGCCUCUGCCUGUAAUUAGCUGGCUAAAGGAAGGCUUUACUUUUCUGGGGAGAGAUCCAAGAGCCACGAUCCAAGACCAAGGAACACUGCAGAUUAAGAAUUUACGGAUUUCUGAUACUGGUACUUAUACUUGUGUGGCUACAAGUUCCAGUGGGGAAACUUCCUGGAGUGCAGUGCUGGAUGUAACAGAAUCUGGAGCAACAAUCAGUAAAAAUUAUGAUAUAAAUGACCUCCCAGGACCACCAUCCAAGCCUCAGGUCACUGAUGUUUCUAAGAACAGUGUCACCUUAUCCUGGCAACCAGGUACACCUGGAGUUCUUCCAGCAAGCGCCUAUAUCAUUGAGGCUUUCAGCCAAUCGGUGAGCAAUAGCUGGCAGACAGUGGCAAACCAUGUUAAGACAACUCUCUAUACAGUAAGGGGACUGAGGCCCAACACAAUCUACUUGUUCAUGGUCAGAGCAAUCAACCCACAAGGUCUCAGCGAUCCAAGUCCUAUGUCGGAUCCUGUACGCACACAAGAUAUCAGCCCCCCAGCACAAGGAGUGGACCACAGACAGGUGCAGAAGGAGUUAGGUGAUGUCGUUGUUCGUCUCCAUAAUCCAGUUGUCCUGACACCUACAACUGUUCAAGUCACAUGGACGGUGGACCGACAACCCCAGUUUAUUCAGGGCUACAGAGUGAUGUACCGUCAGACUUCUGGACUACAAGCCUCAACUGUGUGGCAGAAUCUAGAUGCCAAAGUCCCGACAGAGAGGAGUGCCGUCCUUGUGAAUUUGAAAAAGGGAGUGACUUAUGAAAUUAAAGUCCGUCCGUAUUUUAACGAGUUCCAAGGAAUGGACAGUGAAUCGAAAACAGUCCGAACCACUGAGGAAGCCCCAAGUGCCCCUCCCCAGUCUGUCACGGUGCUGACAGUUGGAAGUCAUAACAGCACAAGCAUUAGUGUUUCCUGGGAUCCUCCACCAGCAGACCACCAGAAUGGAAUUAUUCAGGAAUAUAAGAUCUGGUGUCUGGGAAAUGAAACACGAUUCCAUAUCAAUAAAACUGUGGAUGCAGCCAUUCGCUCUGUCGUAAUAGGUGGCUUGUUCCCUGGAAUUCAAUACCGGGUGGAAGUAGCAGCUAGCACAAGUGCAGGGGUUGGAGUAAAAAGUGAACCACAGCCGAUAAUAAUUGGGGGACGUAAUGAAGUUGUCAUUACUGAAAACAAUAACAGCAUCACUGAGCAAAUCACUGAUGUCGUGAAGCAACCGGCAUUUAUAGCUGGCAUUGGUGGUGCCUGCUGGGUAAUUUUGAUGGGUUUUAGCAUCUGGUUGUAUUGGAGAAGAAAGAAGAGAAAGGGACUCAGCAAUUAUGCUGUAACAUUUCAAAGAGGAGAUGGAGGACUAAUGAGCAACGGGAGCCGUCCAGGUCUUCUAAAUGCUGGCGAUCCCAAUUACCCAUGGCUUGCUGAUUCGUGGCCAGCCACGAGUUUGCCAGUGAACAAUAGCAAUAGUGGCCCAAAUGAAAUUGGAAAUUUUGGGCGUGGAGAUGUGCUGCCUCCAGUUCCAGGCCAAGGGGAUAAAACAGCGACCAUGCUCUCAGAUGGAGCCAUUUAUAGUAGUAUUGACUUCACUACCAAAACCACUUACAACAGUUCCAGCCAAAUAACACAGGCCACCCCAUAUGCCACUACCCAGAUCCUGCAUUCCAACAGCAUCCACGAACUGGCAGUUGAUCUUCCUGAUCCACAGUGGAAAAGUUCCGUUCAACAAAAGACAGACCUCAUGGGAUUUGGUUAUUCCCUACCUGAUCAGAACAAGGGGAACAAUGCCUUACUUUACAUCCCUGACUACCGAUUGGCUGAGGGAUUGUCUAAUAGAAUGCCACACAACCAGUCACAGGAUUUCAGCACCACCAGCUCUCACAACAGCUCAGAAAGGAGUGGCAGUCUCUCAGGUGGGAAAGGUGGAAAAAAGAAGAAAACUAAAAAUUCUUCAAAAGCGCAGAAAAACAACGGAUCCACUUGGGCUAAUGUCCCUCUACCUCCUCCGCCUGUCCAGCCUCUUCCUGGUACAGAGCUGGGCCACUAUGCUGCGGAACAAGAAAAUGGCUACGACAGUGACAGCUGGUGCCCACCACUACCGGUGCAAACAUACUUGCAUCAGGGUAUGGAAGAUGAGCUGGAAGAAGAUGAAGAUCGGGUCCCGACGCCUCCUGUUCGCGGUGUGGCCUCUUCGCCAGCUAUCUCCUUUGGACAGCAGUCCACUGCCACUCUUACUCCAUCCCCACGGGAAGAGAUGCAACCCAUGCUGCAAGCUCACUUGGAGGAGUUGACAAGGGCCUAUCAGUUUGAUAUAGCAAAACAAACAUGGCACAUUCAAAGCAAUACUCCACCUCCACAACCCCCAGUUCCGCCAUUAGGUUAUGUGUCCGGAGCCUUGAUUUCUGAUUUGGAGACAGAUGUUCCAGAUGAGGAUGCUGAUGAUGAAGAGGAACCAUUAGAAAUUCCCAGGCCCCUCAGAGCACUAGACCAGACACCUGGAUCCAGUAUGGACAAUCUAGACAGCUCUGUCACAGGUUCAAUGGUAAAUGGAUGGGGCUCUGCAUCUGAUGAGGAUCGUAACUUUUCUAGUCAUAGAUCUAGUGUAGGUAGCUCCUCAGAUGGCUCCAUCUUUGCCAGCGGCAGCUUUGCAAAAGCAUUGGUGGCAGCAGCAGAUAAAGCUGGCUUUAGGCUGGAUGGAACCAGUCUUACGAGAACAGGAAAAGCCUUUACCUCCUCUCAAAGGCAGCGGCCCACCAGCCCAUUUUCUUCGGACAGUAACACCAGUGCUGCCCAGAAUCAAAGCCAGAGGCCUCGGCCCACGAAAAAACAUAAGGGAGGGCGGAUGGACCCACAGCCAGUGUUACCUCAUCGGAGGGAAGGGAUGCCAGAUGAUCUUCCCCCACCACCAGAUCCCCCACCAGGUCAGGGUUUAAGGCAGCAGAUAGGACUGAGCCAGCACUCUGGUAACGUGGAAAACUCAACAGAGAGAAAAGGAAGCUCUCUAGAGAGACAACAAGCAGCCAACUUAGAAGACACAAAGAGCUCAUUGGAUUGUCCAGCUAAAACUGUUCUAGAGUGGCAGCGUCAAACCCAGGACUGGAUAAACUCUACAGAACGCCAAGAAGAAACUCGGAAAGCCCCACACAAACAAGGGGUUGGAUCAGAGGAGUCCCUGGUGCCCUACAGCAAGCCCAGCUUCCCAUCUCCUGGGGGGCACAGCUCAUCUGGAACAUCCUCCUCUAAAGGGUCCACUGGCCCUCGGAAGGCCGACGUGCUGAGGGGCAGCCACCAGAGGAAUGCCAAUGACCUUCUUGACAUUGGAUAUGUGGGCUCAAAUAGUCAAGGACAGUUUACAGGUGAAUUGUAGUAACUGAGAGGGGAUAUACAAAGAUGCUCUGAGGACCAUCAGGUCCACACUCAUGGAAGUGAUAACAUUUAACAGUGCAAUGAACAAUUUCUUUAUUUAUGUACUAUUAAAAAAAACUGUAAAUGCAAUGUAAAGACACACAGCCACACAUAUUCCACAGUUAUUUUCUUGUGUUCUUCUCUUACUUACACCACCCACCUUAACUCUUUCUUGUCAGGAGUAUAUAAGAAAAAGAAAGAAAACAAAACUCACCCUCCAGGAAGAAAAGGAUUUUCCUCUGUAUAUAAUUUCUUUUGUGCAUUGCUAUGCAAGCUCACUCUUUUUAACUCUGUUGAUAUUAUUGUCUGUUCUGAUUGGUCUGUUGUACUAUAUGUGAAUUAAUGGGCUGUGGUGCCAUAUAUUAACUUUUAAUUGUGUAACUUUUUAUGUUUAAAUUUUGCACUGCGAUUUUAUUUGGUGAUAAGCACAAAUCUCUACUCCUCAUGACAUGAAGAAAAGAUUGAAUGUGAAGGGAGUUUUCUGUACUGUAAGUUAGGUUGGAUAAUGCUGGUGUAACCAAUCCUGUUAGAUGGUUUUCAGUUGGGGGUGUAGAAUUAGGAAGAUCGAAGGAAUGAUGGUGUUGGCAAAGUCUUGAAACAACAGAUAUUGAGUCAAUUUUAAGAAGCAGAAAGAUGGAUACUAUUGACUAAAGCAGGGGUCAAAAGAAGGGGGUUUAAGUCUAGACAAAGUAUGUAAUAAAGUAUGGUGGUAGCAAAGAUGUACUAACUUGCUUUAAAAAUAUUAUUAAAGUUUUAUUUAGAAUGAACUUUACUUGCCAUUGUAAUUAACCCAUCUUAGAAUUACAAUGAGCAAAAUAAAAAUCAAGGUGUUUCAAGAGAUCUGUAUUUAUAUUACAGCUUUUAAAAAAUAGCAGUUUUGAAUAACCAUAAUUAAUCUCUCCAACUCAUUAAGUCAGACUAUAACAUGGAGUUCUCCAAGGAAACAAA
Messenger RNA from Mus pahari (shrew mouse), 6765 nucleotides. RefSeq names its product roundabout guidance receptor 2 (gene Robo2). The record is from RefSeq and is a predicted model, not a curated record. NCBI's taxonomy places the organism in Eukaryota, Metazoa, Chordata, Mammalia, Rodentia, Muridae. The transcript is spliced from 30 exons. The coding region runs from base 1052 to 5779 and encodes 1575 amino acids. Gene Ontology annotation, molecular function: protein binding.